Echinostoma caproni is the source of this 354-nucleotide messenger RNA. NCBI's taxonomy places the organism in Eukaryota, Metazoa, Platyhelminthes, Trematoda, Plagiorchiida, Echinostomatidae. The record is from the annotation of a GenBank genome assembly.
AUGGAGCUUUCAAGUACUGAACUAUUGAACCUGCAAGCCAGUCCAUCCGAGAUCGAGGAAUGGGUCGAACGGUUCGAGUUGUGGUACAGCAUUCGCAAAGCUGGUACACAGAAUCAGUCAGCCCUAUUUCUCACUGUUGACGGCCGUGAUCUGUAUUCGUUGCUAAAAAACCUGGCAUUUUCCGAGGUUCCCGCUAAACUGACAUACGAGUCCUUGAACUCGCUCCUGCUCAACCACCUGCUGCCUACUGAAUUCCAAGCCCACGAACGUGCUAAAUUCAGUUCCAUGAUUCGUGUUGACCACAUGUCUUGCCGUAAUUUCAUCCUGCAGCCAAACAGACAGGUAUCACGCUGA